AUGGCUCCUCUAAUAUCAACAGUCGCCGAAUCGGUUCGCACCCGAGCAGUGCAGUCGCUCGGCGGCGCCGCCCGUUAUGUAGCCGACGCAGCAUCCAAAACAUUUACUCGCUCACAAGCGAUCGAGAACUCACCCAGCCGCAUCCUCGCUCGACAACAAAACCCACAAUCGGUGCAGACGGUGCCGGUCCAGACCGUCCCGGGUGGAUAUACCGUCACUGGUCCAGACCCCGGCACUGUGGUGGGAAUCACGCUGGGGUCAUUGGCUGGGUUCCUGCUCAUCCUCUGGAUUAUCUACACGUGCAUCAACCUCGGCAACCCGGCCAUUGCGGAGACGACGAGUUCGUACGGAGGGACGUCGUCGGUCGUGACAAGGAAGACUCGCGGCCACUCGCACCACCGCCACUCGUCGCGACACCACAGCCGCCGGCGCGGCAGCAGGAUCGAGGUACGCACCACGUCGACCUCGCGGCCGGCGCGCGUGGUCCCAGUCGUUGUGGACGAGACCUCGGACCUGGGUCCACGUGGCAGGCCCCACGUCGAGCGCGUCGUCGUGGAGUCGUCCACCUCGCGCAGGAUCUCGGGGAGUCGGCCGCCGACGGGCGGUCCCACUUAUGGCGUGCCUGUGCCCGGGCCGAGAAUUGUUCAUAGCGACGAUGAGAGCAGCGAGGAUGAAGUUGUCGUUAUCGAGGAGAGGUCGAGGUCGCCGGGGCAGAGGAGGCAUCGGAGUAGGCGAGGAUCGAGCGCGUACGAAGAGAGGAGGUACAGCGAAUCGAGGAGGAGGUAG
This is a messenger RNA of Pyricularia pennisetigena, 786 nucleotides long. RefSeq lists its product as uncharacterized. The transcript has a single exon. NCBI's taxonomy places the organism in Eukaryota, Fungi, Ascomycota, Sordariomycetes, Magnaporthales, Pyriculariaceae. Bases 1 to 786 code for a protein of 261 amino acids. The record is from RefSeq and is a predicted model, not a curated record.